AUGGCGGACGAAAGUACACCACUAAUUACACCCGAGGACCCACAUCUCAAGUCCCAGCACAGCCUACUUGAACGCAUUCCCGCUAAGAAGUUUACCUAUUUCAUCAUCCCAACUAUCUUCAUCUGUUUCUUCAUAUUUAGAUUCUACCAGUUUGAAGCCAAAGUUGCUUCAACAUCCUUGCUUGGCCCUUCAUUGACGUUAAGAUUAUACACGAACAACAUUAGAUACGAUAACGUCAACUACCGAGACCCGCACGAAAAGUUAUGGACUAAGCGCCGUGUUCAAAGCAUUAAUUCUAUGGAGUUUAAUACCGCCAUUGGACAUGCUAAUGUCAUUUGUUUACAAGAGGUGCUUGUUAAUCAGUUGCAUGAUAUCUUGAACGGGUUAAAUGCUAACGAUGAUGACCAGUGGGCUUAUUAUGGCGUUGGCCGCACAGAUGGGUUAGAAGCUGGCGAGUUUGCCCCAAUUCUAUUCAAACACAAGGACUUUCUUGUUUUGGAAAACACUACGUUUUGGUUGAGCCCCACACCUGAUAGACCCAGUAAAGGGUGGGAUGCAGCUUUAGAAAGGAUUGUAACUAUGGUGACUUUUCAAAGCAAAUUGAAUCCAUUGAUCAAAUUCAACGUGUUCAACACUCACUAUGACCAUCGUGGGCAUAUCGCUAGACGCAGGUCGUCGCAAUUGAUUGUGGACAAAAUGAAGAAUUACAAUGCGUAUCCCUCGUUUCUCUGUGGUGAUUUCAACACAGAGCCAAGAGACGAACCUUAUGGAAUAUUGACUGCUGCUGGGUUCAAAGAUAGUAGAAUUUUGAUCGAUAAGCGAUUUUCUUAUGGACAUGAAACUACAUUUACCGGAUUCGACAUCACUAAUGAGCCAUAUUCAAUCAUUGAUUAUAUUUGGUCGCCUUACUUCACCAAGCAACAUCCUAUUAGUAAUUCACCCUAUGGAGAUGAAACUGCAAAAGAAGAAUUGUCAAUGAACAACUAUUACAAUUUGAAUCAUCACGAGUAUUAUUCGAUCGAGUUGAAACAAUUUGGAAUCUUGAGCAACUACUUGAAGGGGUUCCAUUUUUCGGAUCACCGUCCAGUGGUUGCUACGUAUGAGAUUGAAAGAACGAGAUUGUUUUAG
Molecule: messenger RNA, 1128 nt
Organism: Lodderomyces theae
Lineage: Eukaryota; Fungi; Ascomycota; Pichiomycetes; Serinales; Debaryomycetaceae
Exons: 1
Coding region: 1-1128 (375 amino acids)
Molecular function (GO): 3'-5'-RNA exonuclease activity
Source: RefSeq, a predicted model, not a curated record